Phalacrocorax carbo (great cormorant) is the source of this 1246-nucleotide messenger RNA. The record is from RefSeq and is a predicted model, not a curated record. Lineage: Eukaryota; Metazoa; Chordata; Aves; Suliformes; Phalacrocoracidae.
GGAGGAAGUUGCACAUCUCUGAAGUUUCCUUGAGAGAAAUCUGCAGACAGAAAAGUUGCUCCCCUUUCUCCCUGCUGCCUUUAGAGCCAGCUGGGUGCCAUGGCCAAGCUGCUGGGGCUGCUGCUGGCUCUGCUGGGCUGCGCCGUGGCGCUGGAUCCUGCCCUGGAGGAGGCCUGGGAAGGGUGGAAGAGCCUCCAUGCCAAGAAGUACCCAGAGGAGGCCAAGGCUGUCCGCAGGGAGGUCUGGGAGAAGAACCUGCGGCGCAUCCAGCAGCACAACCAGGAGGAGUCGCAGGGACAGCACACCUUCCACCUGGCCAUGAACCACUACGGGGACCUGACGGGCGAGGAGUUUAACCAGCUCCUGAAUGGCUUCACUCUGGCACAGUGGGAGGAGCCGGCACUGCUUUUCCAGGCUCCGGCGGCCCUGAACGCCCCGGCAGAGGUGGACUGGAGGGCAAAGGGCUACGUGAUGCCUGUGAAGAACCAGGGGCACUGCGGGUCAUGCUGGGCAUUCAGUGCCACGGGGGCCUUGGAAGGGCUUGUCUUCAACCAGACCGGGAAGCUGGUGGUACUGAGCGAGCAGAACCUCAUCGACUGCUCCCGAACUGGCAACAACAGCUGCCACGGCAGCCUCAUGACCUGUGCCUUCCAGUACGUGCACGAAAACGGUGGCUUGAACUCGGAGCGCAUUUACCCCUACACGGCUACAGACACCUCCAGCUGCCGAUACAACCCCCAGGACAGGGCGGCUAACUGCUCCACCAUCUGGCUGGUGGCCCAGGGCAAUGAGGUGGUGCUGGAGCAUGCGGUGGCGGCUGUGGGCCCCAUGUCCAUGGCGGUGGAUGCCAGCAACUUCCACUUCUACAAGUCGGGCAUCUUCAGCAGCAUGUUUUGCAGCCAGCAGGUAAACCAUGGGAUGCUGGCCGUGGGCUACGGCACAAGCCAGGAGCCCGGGUGCAACGUGAGCUACUGGAUCUUAAAAAACAGCUGGUCAGAGGUGUGGGGUGAGCAGGGCUAUGUCCGCCUGCUGAAGGGCGCCAACAACCAGUGCGGGGUGGCCACCCAGGCCAAUUUCCCCAUGCUGUGAGCCAGGGCUGCGGCGGGAGAGGACAUCCCUCCCUCCCUGGGCAUCUCUCCCUGCCCUGGCUGUGGAUCCACGGCUGUUUCCUUUGGAAAAAGGGUUUUCAUUUGUGUGUGGUAAGAAGCAAUUAAAAGUGGCAUGCCUAAAUGCUCUGCGCCUGUGA